CAGUAAAAGAAAAAACAAAACAACAAAGAAGAAAGGGUCAUCAUCGUUUCAUGGUUGCCUCUUCUCCUUCUCACUCCCCCACCAUAUCUGCUCUCUUCUCUCUCAGCUUCACCCUUCCCUUAAAAGCUCCCAUUUUUUACUCCAUUUUCGAUUUCCUUCAUAUUCUCCCUCAGCUUUCGCUAAACCCUCAGAUUAAUAUCCGAACCGAAUCUGAACAAUCUCUCUCCCUCGAUUUCGCGGUUUUAGGGUUCCUAUCUUCCUAGUUCCUUUGAUUCGUCGAUUCUGCUUCUAGGGUUUACUAGUUCGUCUUCAAGAUUCGAUUUUGCCAUUGAAUGGUGCAAUGGUGUCAGCGAACGACCCUAUCGAGACGAUAUUCAAUUCGAUCCAAGUCGUUAAAGACGCUCUCCUCCCCAUCGAGCUAGGCGUCAAAAAGGCGGCGAGAGACAUCGAGAGCUGCUGGGUGAGCAAAGAGAAGGACUUUCGUUUGGGAAGAAACAGGAAGAAGCGAGUGUGUGAUAGUGUUCAGUGUUUUGUUAGUGAAGAGAGGAAGAAAGGUUUGUCCUUUAAGUUCCCUGUGAAGAAGAAAGACAAGUCUUUGGAUGAUGAGGAUUCUUGUACGAAUUGCUUCAAGUUUGCUAUGACUUGGUCUUUGUUGGUGAGUGGCUUUGUCCAUGCUUUUCCUGUUCCUUUUAAGAUAGGCAAGAAGAGGAUUCAUGAUGAGAACAGCCUUAAGCUUAAACCAAAGGCUAAAGAGAUGAGGAAGAGCCAGUCAGCUAAAUCUUUAGAAAAGGAAGGGAACAGUUUCACGAUUGAAUGCGCUAUUGGGUUUGUUGUUGAAAUGUUGGCUCAGAAUCUCCAGAAGCUAGACCAGUUCAUCCAGGACAGUUCACAGAGUGAAGAUAGUCCACUUAUCUUUAACAUAUGGGAUGCUAGGAAACUCGAUGUGAAUGGAUUCCUUGGGAACUUGAUGUUUGCAAGAGUUGGAGAUGUGGCGUCUGGUAUAGUUGGCCUGACAUCUCCUAUGAGUGAAGAUGGUGAUGAAAGUAACGUUAGUAAGGAGGAAAGUGUAGUAGAUCCUCCACAGAGCUUGGCUAGUGGACUACUGAGUAUACCUUUGUCGAACGUAGAGCGUUUGAAAUCCACACUGUCCACGAUUUCAUUGACUGAGCUUAUUGAGCUUUUACCCCAGUUAGGACGACCUCCAGGAGACCAUCCGGACAAGAAGAAACUAAUCUCUGUUCAGGAUUUUUUCAGAUACACCGAGUCUGAAGGCAGGAGGUUCUUUGAAGAACUAGAUAGAGAUGGUGAUGGUAAAGUAACAUUGGAAGAUCUGGAAAUUGCAAUGAGGAGAAGAAAAUUGCCCAGAAGAUACGCCAAGGAGUUUAUGAGACGAGCGAGGAGUCAUCUUUUCUCAAAAUCAUUCGGUUGGAAGCAGUUUUUGUCAUUGAUGGAACAGAAGGAGCCAACCAUCCUCCGCGCCUACACUUCUCUCUGUUUGACAAAGUCUGGUACUCUUCAGAAGAGUGAGAUAUUGGCAUCACUAGAUAACGCUGGACUUCCUGCUAACGAAGAGAACGCUAUAGCCAUGAUGAGGUUCUUGAAAGUUGACACCGAAGAGUCUAUCUCGUAUGGACAUUUUCGUAACUUCAUGGUUUUGCUGCCGUAUGAGCGGUUACAGGAUGAUCCUCGUAACAUCUGGUUUGAAGCUGCGACUGUUGUUGCUGUUGCACCUCCCGUGGCCCUACCUGCUGGAGAUGUUCUGAAAUCUGCAUUAGCGGGAGGACUUGCCUCUGCUCUCUCCACUUCCCUAUUGCAUCCCAUUGACACAAUCAAGACACGUGUGCAAGCAUCAACCUUAUCAUUUCCUGAAGUAAUAGCAAAGCUUCCAGAGAUUGGUGUCCGGGGAGUGUAUAAGGGUUCUAUUCCAGCAAUUCUUGGACAAUUUUCAAGCCAUGGCCUGCGGACAGGAAUAUUCGAAGCAAGUAAACUUGUUUUGAUCAAUUUUGCUCCCAAUCUCCCAGAAAUUCAGAUUCAAUCGAUUGCGUCAUUCUGCAGCACGCUAUUAGGCACGGCUGUGCGGAUUCCAUGUGAGGUGCUGAAGCAACGGUUACAGGCUGGCAUGUUUAACAAUGUAGGGGAAGCCAUAGUAGGGACGUGGAAGCAAGACGGUCCAGGAGGGUUUUUCCGUGGGACAGGCGCAACUCUUUGCCGUGAAGUCCCACUAUACGUUGUCGGCAUGGGACUGUAUGCAGAGUCCAAAAAGAUGGUGGCGCAAGCGCUGGGAAGAGAGCUAGAGGCAUGGGAGACAAUAGCAGUUGGGGCGGUGUCAGGAGGUGUAGCAGCAGUUGUAACGACACCGUUCGAUGUGAUGAAGACGAGGAUGAUGACUGCAACACCAGGGAGACCGAUCUCAAUGUCAAUGGUUUUUUUCUCGGUUCUGCGUCACGAGGGACCGCUUGGUUUGUUCAAAGGAGCGGUACCGAGGUUCUUCUGGGUGGCUCCUCUCGGUGCAAUGAACUUUGCUGGAUAUGAACUAGCCAAGAAAGCUAUGCAGAAGAACGAGGAAGAUCAGCUUGGUCAGAAGAAGCUUUGCUAAUGGUUUUUUCACUUUGCUUUGCUGCUACAAAGUUUUUUUUGGGGGGGGCAGCUUGAGCUUUGGAGGAGACUACUCUUUGUUAAAUGCUACUACUUUUGCAAAUUUUGACCCCAAAAAAAAGUUGAUUGUUUUGUUGUGUAUGAAAGACAAUUUUCAUCUUAUUAAAUUACAAAACUUUCGUUUGAAAUUU
Brassica oleracea var. oleracea is the source of this 2786-nucleotide messenger RNA. RefSeq names its product mitochondrial substrate carrier family protein C. The transcript is spliced from 7 exons. NCBI's taxonomy places the organism in Eukaryota, Viridiplantae, Streptophyta, Magnoliopsida, Brassicales, Brassicaceae. Gene Ontology annotation, molecular function: S-adenosyl-L-methionine transmembrane transporter activity; calcium ion binding. The record is from RefSeq and is a predicted model, not a curated record. Bases 341 to 2596 code for a protein of 751 amino acids. Gene Ontology annotation, cellular component: mitochondrial inner membrane. Gene Ontology annotation, biological process: transmembrane transport.